AUCUAUGAGUUUAAGACAAAAAUACAAUUAAGAGCAUGCACUGACCAGCACUUCAAGACAUGAAUCCGUGGCGGUUGUACCGGUCGCUGACCAAAUGCUCAGUAGACUUCAAGUGUAUGUCACGUACCUUCAUCCCCGCUCUAGUCGGCCUCUGCCUGGGCAUGACCCUCAGCAUGAUGUACGCGCCUUUCAGCGACGACAGCUGUGAGACGUACAUGGCAAACCAGGACCCUCAGACGAUCAAGAUGAGAGAGCCAAAGUCCCUGGACAGCAACAAGGACGAGAGCUUUGAGCCGCGCCAGCUGACUCACAUAGACGAGUCCGCCUACAAGCUGGACACCAAGGCUGGCACCAAAUUCUACCGGCCCAAGUUUGCAGCCACAGAGCUGGGUAUACGAGAAAAAUUGUUUGUGGCCGUUUUAUCCUCUAAAGACACUCUCAACACAUUGGCCGUGGCCAUGAAUAAGACAGUCAACCAGUAUGUGACGAAAGUGGUGUAUUUUAUAGACAAAAAAGCAGCUGUAGUUCCCGCGGGGAUGAUUAUAGUGAACUUUGAUGAUGGCUACAACCAUCUGAUGCCCACCAAUGUGUUUAAGUAUGUGAUCAAGAAGUACGGCCAUGACUAUGACUAUUACAUGUUCAUUUCUGACAAAGGAUACAUCAGGGCGGAGAAAGUGUUUGACCUUGUCAGUCACAUCAGUGUCAGUCGACAUGUUCACCUGGGAUCACCUAAAGGUGUAGAUGGAGGUAAAGCCUACUGUGCUUUAGAAGGUGGAAUUAUUUUAUCUCAGUCUCUUCUGUCUCGUGUGAAUGCAAGCUUAAAAUGGUGCUUAGAUAACUGUCACAGCAAUGAUCAGAGUGUCAACUUUGGUAAAUGUCUCCUGCAUGUGUCUGAGUUGGAGUGCACAAACACAGCAGCUAACAAAGUUUAUAAAGCAUUCCCUGUUAAAGAUUUUAACUUCAACAAAAAUAUUGAUAGCAUGAAGGAUCAACCUGACUUUAACAAAUCAUUGUCCAUAUAUCCAAUUCCUGAUGAUAUAACUCACUACAAACUCCAUAGGUAUUUUUGUGAGGUGGAGCUUAACUCUACCAGACACCAAAUACAAGAGAUGAAAGACAAUAUCUUGUACAUGAGUCAGUUUGCUCCAGGAGGUAGAGACAGUAUAUCAUGGCCAAUAGGUGUACCAGAACCUUAUAAGCCUAAAAAUAGAUUUGAUGUCAUCCGCUGGGAUUAUUUUACGGAGACUCAUAUUUUCUUUCAAGAUGAUUUCACAAACGUGAAGGAACUUAUAGGAGUUGACAAGCUGGAUAUUCAGGACAUAAUCAAAAUAUCCAUGGAGAAACUCAAUGAAAAACACAACAACAAGUAUUUGUACUCAUACCUCAUCAAUGGCUACAGGCGAUUUGAUCCCCAGCGUGGUAUGGAAUAUCUGCUUGACCUAGCUUUAGAUGACACCUCCAUACCAGCAGAAGAAAAUGGAGAAAACAACUACAACAAAAGGAUUGUAGAGAAAAGAGUUUUCCUCGUUCGCCCCUUAGGAGAGGUUGAAGUAGUUCCCAUGCCCUAUGUUACUGAAUCCACCAGACUAAACAUCAUUCUACCCAUCACACCAAGUGAUUUAGAUGGAUGGGGUAUUUUCCUGGAAAACUAUGCAAGACUUCAGGCUGAUGCUGCUGACAACUUGGCCCUGAUCAUUGUCUUUAUAUACAACCAAAUCCCCAAGACUGGCGAGGAUGACAUCUUCUCUGUCCUCAAAUCAAUGGUGGCUUACUACGACGACAAGAGUGAGGAUGGGGUUAAAACUAAAACCAUCAACUUCUCCAGUAAUGGAACUUAUGUGCCAGAGUUUAAAAUCAUUGACAUGGUUAGUGAGCAGCUGGAGCCAGAUGCCUUGAUGCUGACGUGCACAGUGGGGAUGCAGCUCAAUGUUGAAAUGUUGAACAGAGUCCGCAUCAACACCAUCCCAGGCUGGCAGGUUUUCUUCCCUGUAGGUUUCUGGCAAUACAAGCCCAACCUCAUCUACGACAAAAAACCGUACCCAACCGAGAUAGAGUUCAGCAGUAAAACUGGACAUUACGACGUACUGUCCUACGAGCAUGGCAGUUUUUACAACUCUGAUUACCAGGAAGCCAGGAAGUCAAUGACCCAGGUGGAGUUGAUGGAGAACGAUCUAUACGAGAUUUUCGUCAAGUUUGGUAAAAUUCAUGUCUUCCGUGCCGUCGAGCCAGAGUUCAAGCACUACUACAUGCAGCUGGAUUGUCUGUCUAGCAGCCCGGCCAAGCUGUACGAGAGAUGUGUGGAGAGGAAGUCGCUGAACCUUGCCACAAGAGCUCAACUUGCCAAGAGAAUCUUCCAGUACCAGGCCAAAAGAGAAUCUCAACAGAAUCCAGCAAAGGAAGGUUAAAAUUGAUCUUAGUUUUAUAUAGAAAUAUUAUAUCUGUGUGUCUGUCUAUUUAUGUGCGUGAGUUGAUAUAUAUAU
Physella acuta is the source of this 2480-nucleotide messenger RNA. RefSeq names its product chondroitin sulfate synthase 2. Lineage: Eukaryota; Metazoa; Mollusca; Gastropoda; Physidae. Gene Ontology annotation, molecular function: glucuronosyl-N-acetylgalactosaminyl-proteoglycan 4-beta-N-acetylgalactosaminyltransferase activity. Gene Ontology annotation, cellular component: Golgi cisterna membrane. The record is from RefSeq and is a predicted model, not a curated record.